ACGUUUGUAGAAUAAGAUGCCUUAAUAGAAAAUCAGCUGUGACGCGCCAUCGUGUGUGGCAAAUUUACAUUAACUUAUAUGUUAAUAGCAAACCCGGACCUUUCCAGGACUAUUACAAGUUAGGAAAUAUUUAUUUAGCAGCUUUUGACGUUUUCUGACAGACGGGAAUACUUGAACUGAACCCGCAUAUUCUCACAGAAUUCAACAACUCUCACGAGUCAACUAUGGCAGAGACGGCGGCAGCUCCAGCCCCAAAGGCAAAAAAGGCGAAGGCACCCAAGAAACCUGCUUCACACCCGAAAUACUCUGAUAUGAUUAAGGCAGCCGUCCAUGCAGACAAAAGCCGUGGAGGUGCGUCCAGACAAUCUGUCCAGAAGUACAUCAAAAGCCACUACAAGGUGGGGGACAAUGCCGAUUCUCAGAUUAAGCUGUCCCUGAAGAGGAUGGUGAGUGAAGGGGUCCUGCGCCACACCAAAGGCAUCGGCGCGUCAGGCUCCUUCAAACUGGCUAAAGCAGAGGACACCAAAAAGGCACCUAAAGUUAAAGCCGUUGUGAAAGCAAAGAAGUCGCCUGUUAAAGCCGCCAAGCCCAAGAAGGUUGCAAAGCCCAAGAAGGUGGCCAAAUCACCAGCAAAAGCAAAGAAAGCAAAAGUGGCAGUGAAGAAAGUGAAAAAGUCCCCGAAGAAAGCGGCACCAAAGCCCAAGAAAGUAGCAAAGAAAACCAAGGUGGCCAAGCCAGCCAAGGCAACGAAAUCCAAGAAGGCCAAAGCUGCGAAACCCAAACCCAAGGCCGCAGCCAAGAAAGCCGCAAAGAAGAAGUAAAUGGACAUUUCAGAGAGACUUAUUAUAAUAAAAGUCACUGUAAAUACUUUGAGGAAAUGUU
Messenger RNA from Salvelinus sp. IW2-2015, 882 nucleotides. RefSeq names its product H1.0 linker histone (gene h1-0). Gene Ontology annotation, molecular function: structural constituent of chromatin; double-stranded DNA binding; nucleosomal DNA binding. The record is from RefSeq and is a predicted model, not a curated record. Gene Ontology annotation, cellular component: nucleosome; nucleus. Gene Ontology annotation, biological process: nucleosome assembly; negative regulation of DNA recombination; chromosome condensation. Lineage: Eukaryota; Metazoa; Chordata; Actinopteri; Salmoniformes; Salmonidae.